Molecule: messenger RNA, 1368 nt
Organism: Centropristis striata (black sea bass)
Lineage: Eukaryota; Metazoa; Chordata; Actinopteri; Perciformes; Serranidae
Product: uromodulin-like
Exons: 10
Coding region: 1-1368 (455 amino acids)
Source: RefSeq, a predicted model, not a curated record
AUGGAAAUCUUUUUUGAUGGCUUCAACGCACUUGUGAUAGGACAUUCUAACGAUGAGGAGGGUUUGUGUGCAAAGAAAGCCCUCACCUUGCUGACAGCAAAGUCCUCUAACUACAGUGCCGCUAGCUGUGACGAUCCAGGAAACAGCCUAUACGACCCUAAAAUCGACUGCAAUAACCAGGCUCCACGCUGUGAUGUCCUGUUACAGUCGCCCUUUACUUCCUGUCAUGCACACAUUCGCCCGGAGCAUUACGUAUCCAGCUGCAAUCGCACUAUGUGCAGCUAUCCAGCGGUGGAUGAGGUCAACUGCCAGUUCUUCAAUGCUUAUGCCAAGGCCUGCAGUAUGAUCCUAGCCAACACUCCAGGCUGGAAGUCAAACACCAUGUGCUCUGGCGAGGCCUUCUGUCAGGACAAGUACUGCAGUGAUCAUGAGUUCUGCGGAGAAAAGAAGUUUGGUGGAACCCGCUGCUUCUGUCGGGCCAUUUUUGCCUCCACCUACAAACCAACAAACACUUUCGGUGAGCCGACAGUCUGCGAGGAGAACUCUGCCACUGUUUCGCUGGCUGAAUGUUUGCUGGUGGACCAUGGCACCAACUACUCCAAAUUACACCUCAAUGACCCGACAUGCACUGGUGACUAUGACGAGCAGAGCCACAUGGUGUCUUUCAGCUUCAGCAGCAGCAACCUCUGUGGGACAGAGACUGUGAAAAACAACAGCCAACUCAUCUACAAGAACAGCAUCAUGACGAGGAACGCGUCUGCACACGAAGUCAUCGUCCGCCACGACCAAAUACAGCUUGACUUCUCCUGCUAUUACGUACAACCAGAACGAAAGAGUGUGUCCUUCAAGAUUAAAGACAGCUCUGUGGUGGAGACGAUCGUAUCAGGAAUUUGGAAUUACACUCUGAAUAUGAGCGCCUACACAGACCCCCGCCUCAUGGAACGAAUCGGGCCAAACACCGAAAUCCGCCUCAACCAAAAGGUCUGGGUGGAGCUGAAGACGAUGGGGCUGGACGAGAACCUCCUCGACAUAGUGACCGACUCUUGUUGGGCAACCAGCCAACCGUCACCUACUGGUCCACGAUAUGACAUCAUCAAAGAUGGAUGCCCGAACGCUGCUGAUGGGACGGUGUCGCUGCAGGGAAAUGGAGUCGGCUUGUCCAACUCCUUCUCUUUCAACAUGUUCGAAUUCAUUGGGGGAGGUAAUGAUAUCUACCUGCACUGCCUUGUGGAACUGUGCGUCAAAAAUGGCCCAGCCUGUGUUCCGACGUGCGGCGGGUCAAAGAGGCGUAGAUCUGUCAGGUCUGCAUCUGCAGAUAGAAACCCAGCCCUCAUCACUAUGGCCUGGAAUAAUAACAGAUUGCUGUGA